GAGAAAGGGGCGGGACAGAAAGGCGGAAGUGUUGCAGUUGAGGUGUAUGUGCACGCUUUACCUGUACAUAGCGGGGAUGCAGCAGACAGGAUCUGUACAGCAGAAGAUCCCAUGUGUAUUCCUGACUGAGGUGAAGGAUGAGCCGUCUUCUAAGCGGGAACAUCAGAUGUUUAAGGUGGUGGCUACAGAGACUCUCCAUCCUUUGGCACUGAAUGCAGAUAUUCACAAUGCGCUGCCUACCGAGAAAGUAGACGGUACAUGCUGCUAUGUUGCUAAUCACAAAGGUUGCCCAUAUUUGUGGGCUCGUUUUGAUAGGAAGCCAACAAAGCAAGCUGAUAAGAAAUUUAAAAAGCACAUUAUUUCAAAAGGAAGCUCCACAGACUUCGUUUGGAAUGUUGAUGAGGACUUCAGACCUGUUCCUGAUUUCUGGAUUCCAGCAAAAGGUGUGAAAAGGGUAAAUGGAAAGCCAUACCCUGAUGAAAAUGGUCAUAUACCAGGUUGGGUGCCUGUGGAGAAUGGCAAUAAGCAGUACUGCUGGCAUUCAAGUGCUGUAAAUUACACAUUAAGUGUUGCUUUAGUACUAAAACCACAGUUGGAGGAUCCAGAAUCUUUGGAGAUCUGUCUUGUUCACUUGACGGAUCUUCUUGAACAAACUCUGGAACUUGUAGGAACCAAUAUAAAUGGAAACCCAUAUGGUAUUGGCAAUAAGAAGAAUCCAAUUCAUUUCCUUGUCCCUCAUGGCACAUUUCUCAUUAGGAAUCUCCCAGCUCUGACUCGUAAUAGUCUUAUAUCCUGGUUUAAUCAUUGUCAGGAGGGAAAAGUUGAAGGAAUUGUAUGGCACUGCAAAGAUGGAUCUUUAAUAAAGCUUCAUCGCCAUCAUCUUGGAUUACCCUGGCCACUUAAGGAUACAUACCUGAAUUCAAAACCCGUUUUCAUUCGAAUGAAUUUAUGUAAAUAUGAAGAGGCUUCCCACUGUUUAACACAAUUUGCAAAAGUAGAUGCUCUGCAAUACGACAGCUUAAAAGAUGUUUUAUUGGACUGAUAAGUAAAUACUGAUGAGUGAUCAGGUUGGACCAAACUUGUAUGAUAAACACGUAAAGUUUGAGCACGUUAUAUUGCCACUUGACAACAAAGCUGCCUUUUUGAAAGGUAAAUAUGAGGUACACGAAAUAAAACAUGUAAAGUGUUAAUGGUUUAAAUUAAACUUUUUUUUUUUUGCUGUCAUUUAGUUAAGGCCUGCAUGUAGUUAAUUUGACAAUUGCCCAGCACUUUUGGCGAUUUAUUUAUUUUUUAAAGCUGCAUGUUACAGGGAAGGUCUGUUUUGAGUAUGUUCUCUAUUAAAGCUUACCAGUCCUUGUGUCUGCA
Molecule: messenger RNA, 1365 nt
Organism: Rana temporaria (common frog)
Lineage: Eukaryota; Metazoa; Chordata; Amphibia; Anura; Ranidae
Gene: RLIG1
Product: chromosome 3 C12orf29 homolog
Exons: 7
Coding region: 47-1042 (331 amino acids)
Biological process (GO): response to reactive oxygen species
Molecular function (GO): RNA ligase (ATP) activity
Source: RefSeq, a predicted model, not a curated record